Penicillium manginii is the source of this 210-nucleotide messenger RNA. RefSeq lists its product as uncharacterized. NCBI's taxonomy places the organism in Eukaryota, Fungi, Ascomycota, Eurotiomycetes, Eurotiales, Aspergillaceae. The record is from RefSeq and is a predicted model, not a curated record. Bases 1 to 210 code for a protein of 69 amino acids. The transcript has 2 exons.
AUGCCCAACACUACUCUCCUCAAAGUUGCCGGAUACGGCUCCCUCGCUGUUGCCUUCUCCCAUGCGGCUGCUGCGAAACAAUUCAUGAACCUCCGCGCAUUCCAGGAACUGCCAAACAUUGCAUACACACGCAGUACUAUCGGAUGGUACCAAGGAAGCGGCUUCUUGAUUUUGACUGGCAUGUCUUGCCCUUUGGUAAAACAUCAUUAA